GUGUUAUGCUACAUAAACUUCAGCUUUGUUGAUGGUCAAAGGGAAGUUUCAAGAGUACUUCCCAAUUAAAGGGACGUCAUGUACUUACAGCUGCCUGUAUUGCCGGGCUCACUUGGCUCGGCAUGAAGAUCUUAUCAGCAAAUCAUUUCAAGGAAGCCAGGGUCGCGCUUAUCUAUUCAACCAGAUUGUGAAUGCUGAGUACUCAGAGGCGAAACAACGUGUGCUCCUCACUGGAGUUCACUUUGUUGCAGACGUGUAUUGUGCUUGUUGCCAAACGAUGCUCGGUUGGAAGUACGAGCGCGCGUUCGAGGCAAGCCAGCGAUACAAAGAAGGCAAGGUGAUAGUCGAACUGGCCCAUCUGAUCAAGGACAACUGUUGGGACACAGAGUGGCUCAGCCCGCACCAUCGCAGUCCCUUCAGUGCCUCUUGUACUUUACCCCCUGUCCAAGCCCAACGCAAACCACCUCUAGUUCUUUCAGCUCGUAAUGACUCGGGUAUAUUUAGUUCUCCGGAGCUGUCUAUCUCUCUCGGCCUCCUUUCAAGCCCUAUUAAUCGCGAAGCAUUUUCCCUCCCCUUUGAGUUUUCUGUCCAUUUAAGCUCAUCCUCCGCACCAUCUCAACCAUUUCAGUCGCUAUUCGGUCCCCAUCCUGUGUCCGUCCAAAAUUCCUUUCAUCCAACAGACCCCGUAGUAACUUCCUGCCAUUCACUUUACCGACCACCUGUAGUGCCUAGCCGGGUAGCGAACUCUACCACUUUUCCUGACCAGCCUACUGGCUCAUCUGAUGUUGGCGUCUGUGAUGAUCGUGUACCGAAUCAAUCACCUACUUCACCCUCUCAGAUUGGCAUAAAGAUGUGGAGUCAAACCGAUCCUUACUGCACAACAACGACCGCAUGUGAUGUAAGUUUAUAUGAAUGGAUAUGCUCCAAUCGGGAUUCAUGCGUUUUACGUUUAAUUUUGGUGCAUCAUCGAACACCGGUACAAGGAACUUCCUCCAUUGUUUAUCCCCCAACUGGUCACUUACCGCAGGGUUCCACACAUGUGGUUGGUGCUUACCUUAAAAUAGUAUUUUUAAUCUCCGUAUGCACGUAGAUACGCAGAUCAUCAGUGAGCAUCAACUGAUGCCAAUUCGUCUAACUGAAAAAUGCGAUUUCUAAUUUUCGACUAUACCAUCAUCCCGUUGUUUCUGUCAAGGCGUGCUCAGUUCUGCUCACUGGAUCUCAAAAACGAUUGUUGUAAGCGCCUUUAUAUACUAAAGACUUAUUUUUCUCCUU
Molecule: messenger RNA, 1272 nt
Organism: Dicrocoelium dendriticum
Lineage: Eukaryota; Metazoa; Platyhelminthes; Trematoda; Plagiorchiida; Dicrocoeliidae
Source: the annotation of a GenBank genome assembly